Messenger RNA from Clonostachys rhizophaga, 1509 nucleotides. The record is from the annotation of a GenBank genome assembly. NCBI's taxonomy places the organism in Eukaryota, Fungi, Ascomycota, Sordariomycetes, Hypocreales, Bionectriaceae.
AUGUCAGAAUCUGUCUGCAGUCCCUUUCUCUUCACACGGAAUAUCCCCAACCUCUUCCAGUUUGAGCCAACGUGUGUUCUAUUCGAAGCCUACUCCACGGUUUAUUAUCAAUCGCAUCUGUCUUGUAUCUCCUUCGUCUCUCAGAUGACGUCAGCAUCAAUGGAGCGGUCUGACUCGAGCUUCAUUUUUGUGGAGAGUGUUCGAGGCAAGCUUGAGAGUAGAGAACGCAAGAUCGUUCGUCGUUACUGUAUGAGAGGGAAGAAUACGAAACCUGACACGAAAAAGAACUUGGAUCGUAAGAGGUAUGGCCUUCCUUCUGCAGCCGAAAAGCACAUGUCCUCUUUCGAGGUACGGGCACCAGUGGACUGCAGCCCUCAAACUACAUGUACCGAUGCUGCUGGCAACAAGCGUAACCCUUUUCCGCCCACUGUCCGAGUAACUGGGGAGAAGCUAUCCAAGCAGAUCAUCUCCAAGCUAUGGUUUCCAUUCCCGGAUUUCACUAGUGAAGACACCGCGGCUUCAUUCUCCGUCAUCUACAACAACCUCCCUUGUAUAAUGCGGGCUUUCACGAUUUGUGACUUCUCUGUUACCCUCCGAUCCCAGCCUUCACCAUGGCACGAUUGGUUUUUCCUCGACGACACAUAUGCCCAUUCUUCCAUGAUUUUUGCCUGUGCCGUGUCUGAAAAUGUCAUACAACGUGGCCCCUCUCAGCUAAGGAUGUUUCACACAAGUCGGGCCAUACGCCAAGUGAACACGGCAUUAUCCGAUUCCACCUUGUUCAUGAAGAAUUCAAACAUCGCUGCCGUUAUCUGUCUCGCAUUUGCGUCUUUCGUUUCUCAUGACUAUCACGCUACGGCCUCACAUGCGACGGGGCUACGCCAAAUUGUCUUGUUACGGGGAGGCAUCGAGAAUUUCGAACAAGUCCUGCAGCUAUUGGUUGGAAUGAGUCGAAUUGACCUGUGUCUCUCUCUUGCUGUUGGACACCAUGCUAUCUUCACUAGCAAUCCCCUACCCCGCCUUGAGACCUGUGAAGCAGAAUCGUCAGGGUUUUACGCUCUAAUCCCCCCAAUCCUUGUAUACGAGAGAUCUAUUAGCCAUCUCGUAGACCUCAGGAUCUCCACUAUCUUUCAACAGCUGCAGAAAUUUGCCUUUGACUUGAAUAAUUUCACUUCUGGUGGCAAGGCCGUGUCAGAGGAAGACGUCUACCGACACUUGAUUUCGGCUCAGUAUGACCUCUUCGAACUUGACAAUCAGUGCGAGAGUAUCCUUGACGAGUGUGUGCGAAUGACCCUGUUAGUAAUGCUGGCUUCCGUUUUCCAAGUGCACAACGACCUGAAAGUGCAGUAUGAUUUUGCUGCAAGUCGGUUGCAAGACCUUUGCCUUCAGGUUGACUUAUCUAACCCGGCUGUUCGGGAACUCAUGGUUUGGAUCCUCAUGAUGGGGGGGCUAUCGGUCUUCAAUUGUGAUGAUGCGUGGUUGAGAGAUAAGUGGCGGGUAGUGUUGGAAGAC